UAACUCAAGUGCCUUUUGCAACAGAGUGUUUAUACCCAUAGGGUCCAAUUCAGGAUGCCUUCUGGUAGUAUUUCCAAAGACUGUGGUGCCAAUGUCCCUGAAAUCCAUAAUGCAAGUCCUUGUUGAAGAAAAAAACCAAAACAAAACCAAAAACAAACAGAAAAACCUGCCAUGUCACGUUUUCACCUGCGCACCCCUCCUUCCUGUGCUUCCCCAGGGGAUGCUGCGGCCGGUUUUGCAGGCGGUUUCCCCUGCAGGGCCGUCCUCUGCGCAGCGCGGGGGCAGGCGGGGGGAACAAGGGGGUGCCCGCCCCCGGCACCCCCUUCUGUUAAUUUCCAAGAGCAGGCCGCCGCGGGGCGGGCACGGCCGCCGCUCCGCGCCCGCGCAGGCCUCCUGCCCCGCCCGGCGCAGUGCAGCGGGCCGCGCCGUGCCCAGCCGUGCCGCGCCGAGCCGAGCCGUGCCGCGCCGCGCCACCGGGCAUGGCGCCGCUGGUGCUGUACCACUGGACGCAGUCCUUCUCCUCGCAAAAGGUGCGCUUGGCAAUAGCCGAAAAGGCCCUGACGUGCGAAGAGCGUGAUGUAAACCUGCCCCUGAGCGAGCACAACGAACCGUGGUUCAUGCGCUUGAAUUCCUCUGGAGAAGUGCCUGUCCUGAUCCAUGGGGAGAACAUCGUUUGUGAGGCAACGCAGAUUAUCGAUUACCUUGAAGCGACGUUUGUAGAUGAGGGAGUACCAAGAUUAAUGCCGGAAGAGGGGAGCAUGUAUUAUCCAAGAGUGCAACACUAUAGAGAGCUUUUAGACUCCUUGCCUAUGGAUGCCUACACACAUGGCUGCAUCCUGCACCCCGAGUUAACAGUAGAUUCCAUGAUUCCAGCCUAUGCUACCAGCAGAAUUCGUAGCCAAAUAAGUAACACAGAAUCAGAGUUGAAGAAACUUGCAGAAGAAAACCCAGACCUUCAAGAUGCCUAUAUAGCAAAACAGAAGCGCCUUAAAUCUAAACUGCUGGAUCAUGAUAAUAUAAAAUACCUAAAGAAAGUACUGGAUGAACUGGAAAAAGUUUUGGAUCAGGUUGAGACUGAAUUGCAGCGUCGAAAUGAGGAAACACCAGAAGAUGAAAAUCAGCCUUGGCUCUGUGGUGAUUUCUUCAGUCUGGCAGAUGUAUCACUUGCCGUCACAUUACAUCGCCUGAAGUUUCUGGGAUUAGCAAGAAGAAACUGGGGAAACGGAAAGCGGCCCAACUUGGAAGCCUAUUAUGAGCGUGUCCUGAAGAGAAAAGCAUUUUGCAGAGUUUUAGGACAUGUCAACAAUAUAUUAAUCUCGGCCGUUCUGCCAACGGCGUUCCGCGUGGCCAAGAAAAGGGCUCCCUGGGUUCUCGGCACCACCCUGCUGGUCAGCAUGCUGGCAGGAGGGGGUUAUCUUGCUUUCAUGUGUCUUCGGAAGAGGUUUGCCACCAUGAUGUUAUCGAUUAGAACCAGGCAAAAUUAUUUUUAGACCUGUCUGUCCUUAAUGAUGAGUGGAGGGCAGCUCUACUCCCCCAGGAAAAUAUCCCCAGUAAAAUAUAAAUGUAGAAGAAAGGUUAUGUCUGUGAAUUAGAACAUUGCCACACAGUAA
This is a messenger RNA of Falco peregrinus (peregrine falcon), 1610 nucleotides long. RefSeq names its product ganglioside induced differentiation associated protein 1 (gene GDAP1). NCBI's taxonomy places the organism in Eukaryota, Metazoa, Chordata, Aves, Falconiformes, Falconidae. Gene Ontology annotation, cellular component: mitochondrial outer membrane. The record is from RefSeq and is a predicted model, not a curated record. Gene Ontology annotation, biological process: mitochondrial fusion; mitochondrial fission. The transcript is spliced from 6 exons. The coding region runs from base 480 to 1490 and encodes 336 amino acids.